GGAGAGAAGCUCACCAUGCAGACUGCAGGUCGUUGGGCCUCCCUGGUUCUGCUGAUUUCUGGUGCUUUCGGGGCUGCAGAAGCCAUUCGGACUUUAAAAGAGGGACCAAUGAUCGAUGCUGAGGGAAGAGAGUAUAAAUCUGCUCCGUUAAGGGUUGAGGAUUCAUUCAAUGAUGAAUCCACGGUUCGUGUUCGGUGCACUGAGGUGUCCAUGGUCGUCGUGGUGAAGGCUGAUCUGUAUAAAAAUGGACGCCUCGUGUCCCCAGAGGAGCUUUUUCUGGGAGAAUCUGAGCCUUCAGACGGUCGGUGUCGAGCUGCUGCUGCUGGUUCAGAUGAAUACGUCAUUGAAGCUGACCUGAAGGACUGCGGCUCUAAGUUAACAAUAUCUGAGGACUCCGUGAUCUACUCCAACGUGCUGACCUUCUCACCAUCGCUGGGUUGCCAUGGCAUCACCAGGACGAGUCAGGCUGCGGUCCCCGUUUCCUGCCACUACAAAAGGACCCAUGUGGUGAGCAGCAGCAGCAGCAGCAGAGCUCAGCAGCAGCCGCUGACCUUCUACUCUUCUGCAAAGGAUUCAGCAGGAAGCUCUGUUUUCUCUCUGAGACUGAUGGCUGACGACUGGACAAGCGAGCUGUUCUCCAACAGCUUCCACCUGGGAGACCUCCUGCACCUGGAGGCGUCCUACACCGGUCCAGGACGAAGACGUCUCUACGUGGACAGCUGUGUUGCCACCCUGACGCCCGACGAGGCCUCGGUCCCCAGAUACUACUUCAUCGAAAACAACGGGUGUCUCACGGAUUCAAAAGAAGCAUCUUCCAGGACUCUGUUCCGACCCAGACUGAGGACCGAGUCGCUUCAGCUGCAGCUCGACGUCUUCCUGUUUGAAAAACAUUCCAGGAACUCGAUGUUUAUAACUUGUCAACUGAAGGCGACGCCUGAAAUCUGGACCAGCAGCCGCAUUAAUAAGGCCUGUAACUACGUACACUCCAGGUGGGAAAACGUGGACGGUGAUGACGCUGUGUGUCAGUGUUGUGACAGCAGCUGUAGCACGAGGCCGUCCAGAGAUCUCAUGCUCUGUGGCAGCGUGACUCUUGGACCGCUGAUGAUUUCUCCCAGAAAGUAAGCAAAGAGUGAAUGUUAAGACAAUAAACGCCAAACUUUCA
Messenger RNA from Amphiprion ocellaris (clown anemonefish), 1162 nucleotides. Its product is annotated as zona pellucida sperm-binding protein 3-like. NCBI's taxonomy places the organism in Eukaryota, Metazoa, Chordata, Actinopteri, Pomacentridae. The transcript has 8 exons. Gene Ontology annotation, cellular component: extracellular matrix. Gene Ontology annotation, molecular function: acrosin binding. The coding region runs from base 16 to 1122 and encodes 368 amino acids. The record is from RefSeq and is a predicted model, not a curated record. Gene Ontology annotation, biological process: binding of sperm to zona pellucida; egg coat formation; positive regulation of acrosome reaction.